UAGUAAAUCAGAAAUGCAUAGAGGUUCACAGCAUGACAUAAGCAACGCCAUUAUGUUUAACUAAACUCAAGGAUCUGCUCUGCUAGAAGGAUGCUUACUACUGUGUAUUCUAUCUAGUGGUCUUCCAUCCCCCAUAGGUUACUGCGACCGUCUGUGGAAUGUACUGAAGCUGAUAUGUAGAAGGGGUUGAUAUGACUAGGAAGAUGUUGGCAGUCUGCCUGCGUACGUGUUUAGAGUUUGUUUUCUGGCCUGGGUUAGGCACCUUGGCAUCAUAUGUUGUUUUCUUGUGAGGAUGACUUUUGCAUUUGUCAUGUAUAAAGAUAUGGAUGUUUGAAUAUUCCUUUGUCUUGCUUUGAGCGAAAGCCAAAGUAACACCUCUGUUCUUAAGGCAGAAUAAAACCUUUGAUCUUGUUAUCUCAUCUGGGCUGAUGAUUAUUGGGCUCCAUCUGCCCAGGAACGAACCUCCUUGUUGGGGACAAGGUUACCCUGAUACAGCAAGUGGUGCCGUGGCUGGGAUAUGGGGUGCAAUCAGGGACCCCACUGGGCGGUGCGUCCCCUCCGGGGCUCUUGCUGGGUGAAAAGGGCAUGCUGGCUACCGGGCAGUUUCCCGGGUCCUUUUUCACGAGCAGAGCAGCCCCCGAGUGGCCACCACAAGUGAGGAGUCCAGAGAGGAGUCCAGAGAGUCCAGAGAUCACUGGUUGAGAAGCGCGCAAGGGUUAAAGUCCCAAGGAACGGAUCUGAGGACUGCAAAGCAGAAGAAAGAAAGAAAGAAAGAAAGAAAGAAAGAAAGAAAGAAAGAAAGAAAGAAAGAAAGAAAGAAAGAAAGAAAGGGCGGAGGUCAGGAACCAUUGAGUAGAGGGCCUUCCUCCACCCAGCCCAGGACAUUCCCCAACACUUGCUGGCUUGCCAUGAUGCUCUGCUCUAGAUGAGCUUCCGUGGACUGGAUCACCAGCCCUCCUCACACGAUGAAAUCUAAGAUUUCUUCCUCCAGCGAAAUGAAGCCAGCUCUGCCAAUUAAUCUAAUAGCAGCAGUCCUGCACGUGGCCGUGUCCAAAGUCAACCAGCUGGACCCAGGGACGCAGGGAUAUUCUUAUUGAGCUUUUUUUCUCCUGCGCCACAAACUCCAGCUGCUUCCACUCCCGGGAUACUUGUCCCAUUUGAGACCACUGCAGAAUCUUUUCUAUAAAGAGAACAUUGAGGUGCUCAGAGGAUGAUAAGGGAUUUGCUGGAGGAGGCCCCCUCUGUCUGGAACUUAAUCAGCAUCUUGAAGGUCAUCUUCAGCUGGACCCAGCUUUUGUCCGCCAUAAUUGAAGAUGUUAAAGACGUCAGGUCGCUGGGUGGUCAGCUCCUGUCCUAUGAUAAGGACGAGGCCAUGGAGGCCAUACUGGAAAUUAUGGAGGACAUCAAGAAGCAUCCAGACCCUGGGUUUCUCCUGAUCCUCACCAUGGACACUGUUACGGAACUCAGCAAAAUGAAGCCAGCUCUGCCGUUCAAUGUGAAAGCAGCCGUCCUGCACAUGGCGGUGUCCGGGGUGGAAUCAACUGGACCCAGGGACCCAGAUCUGAGGACUGCAAAGCAGAAGAAAGAAAGAAAGAAAGAAAGAAAGAAAGAAAGAAAGAAAGAAAGAAAGAAAGAAAGAAAGAAAGAAAGAAAGAAAGGGCGGAGAAAGAGAACAUUGAGGUGCUCAGAGGAUGAUAAGGGAUUUGCUGGAGGAGGCCCCCUCUGUCUGGAACUUAAUCAGCAUCUUGAAGGUCUGACAACUGUCACGGAGGAAAUGGACAGGGCUGAGGUCAUCUUCAGCUGGACCCAGCUUUUGUCCGCCAUAAUUGAAGAUGUUAAAGACGUCAGGUCGCUGGGUGGUCAACUCCUGUCCUAUGAUAAGGACGAGGCCAUGGAGGCCAUACUGGAAAUUAUGGAGGACAUCAAGAAGCAUCCAGACCCUGGGUUUCUCCUGAUCCUCACCAUGGACACUGUUACGGAACUCAGCAAAAUGAAGCCAGCUCUGCCGUUCAAUGUAAAAGCAGCUGUCCUGCACAUGGCGGUGUCUGGGGUGGAAUCAACUGGACCCAGGGACCCAGAUCUGAGGACUGCAAAGCAGAAGAAAGAAAGAAAGAAAGAAAGAAAGAAAGAAAGAAAGAAAGAAAGAAAGAAAGAAAGAAAGAAAGAAAGAAAGAAAGAAAGGAAGAAAGAAAGAAAGGAAGGAAGGAAGGAAGGGCGGAGAAAGAGAACAUUGAGGUGCUCAGAGGAUGAUAAGGGAUUUGCUGGAGGAGGCCCCCUCUGUCUGGAACUUAAUCAGCAUCUUGAAGGUCUGACAACUGUCACGGAGGAAAUGGACAGGGCUGAGGUCAUCUUCAGCUGGACCCAGCUUUUGUCCGCCAUAAUUGAAGAUGUUAAAGACGUCAGGUCGCUGGGUGGUCAGCUCCUGUCCUAUGAUAAGGACGAGGCCAUGGAGGCCAUACUGGAAAUUAUGGAGGACAUCAAGAAGCAUCCAGACCCUGGGUUUCUCCUGAUCCUCACCAUGGACACUGUUACGGAACUCAGCAAAAUGAAGCCAGCUCUGCCGUUCAAUGUGAAAGCAGCCGUCCUGCACAUGGCGGUGUCCGGGGUGGAAUCAACUGGACCCAGGGACCCAGGUAAAUUCUUCUUGGGCUUUUUUCUCUUGCGAAGAAAACGUGAUACCGCUGUCAUUGUGAGUGAUUUUUCAAUGUUGUAUUCUCAAGACCGGUUGUGUCUCCUACUCAUGACUGAUCUUCUCUUUCCCCCAUUGAAGGAGAAAAUGGCAUCCUUCAAGAAGAUGCUUCUGUCUUCAUCCUCUCCAACAUCCAAACAUGGCCUGACAGAAAGAGGCAGCAGACCCCAUUCUCUCAGUUUAUUGAAGAUAUGUCUAGGUCACUUCCCUAUUAGAAGCCAACUGGCUGAGAAGACAGAGAAAACAUCACUCCCAUAAGCAACCUUCAGAAAUAUUGAAGAUCUUGUCAACUUUAUUGGGGGGUGUGUGUGUUUAUAUGGAAUUAGAUCAUCCUUCAAUUCCUUUGGGCCGGCAACCAAGGGAUCUUCCUGUAGUGGGACAAAUUCCUUCCGGUCUUAGCUCUCAGUAGCAUGGCAAGGGAUGAUUUAGGCCAGUGCGAUGACUCUGAGCUGCUGUUUCAACCCACAGGAGCUCCACAGGUACAUCAACUCGGAGAAGCCCCGGCUGCAGACUCUCGGCCAAGAGGCCUACAUUGAUGCUCUGGCUCACGUGGCCAGACUGCCCAAUGUGGAAGUAAAUACCCUGCUGUGGACAUGGCUUCAGCAUCCUCUGCUUCAUCUUCUGCUUCAGCAUCCUCUGUGGGACCCCUUGUCAGGUUCCAGGUUCACAAGAAGACCUCCCAGUGGUCACUGGUCACACGGGGGCCGCCGGGCAGCAUACUUGCUGGAGAGAGGCUGUUUCCACUGGGGCUCACCGAAUGCCCCUGGGGACAGCAGCAGGGGCAGGAGGAAUGGAAGAGAGCUGGGUCCCCCCAGUGUCUCUUCCAGCUGCCCAGUGCCCAGAAGAGCCACGCUACAUCUUUGUGAAUCCUCAACUUUGUAUCCAACUGGAUCAUUUUCAAUUCUUAGCUGUUUUGGAUAUGGUGUCACAUUGUCAUGAAAAUUACCAUUUCCAUCUCUAUUUCUGCAGCUGGCCACAUGGAAGGUUUUGUUUCGCAAGGAAGAAGAGUUGGUUCAUCAUGACAUCCAGAGCACCAUCAAAGAUGGCCUUGUCUUCGAGGACUUCCAUGAAAAGGAAGUCUGAUCGCCCAUUUGCUUCCUUUUCUUUUUAAUGCUCCUAAAGCUAGGAGAAUAGCUGCCUGGAAGUAUUAUAUGUUUUUAAGAAUCAUACAUAUCAUACAUAUUACAUAACUGAUUUUAACAAUGACUUUGAAAUGGUUCUGUAUUGUAUUUUGUAUUUCCUUCACCCCUCCCCCCCCCUUUUGGACCUGUUAUGAUUUAAUUUUUUUUGUUUUAUCUUAAUAAAUACAGUUUUUUGUUCUUA
This is a messenger RNA of Hemicordylus capensis (graceful crag lizard), 4012 nucleotides long. RefSeq names its product transcription initiation factor TFIID subunit 3-like. The record is from RefSeq and is a predicted model, not a curated record. The transcript has 19 exons. Lineage: Eukaryota; Metazoa; Chordata; Lepidosauria; Squamata; Cordylidae. Bases 1211 to 2947 code for a protein of 578 amino acids.